UAUGGUUUUUCCCCUAAGGAAAGAAGUAGUGCCAAUUUCCCAUCUCUUCCUAUCUCUCUGUCUUCUUCCUGCUCUCCAGCUGCAUGAACCAGGCAUAUUCUGGCAGCACCUGUUAGAGGAUCCCAAGCCUCUUGCAACAGGUGCUGUCCGCAUCAGGAACAGAUCCAAGUGGAUGCCAACACACUGUCAGUCUGAGGCCAGGGAUCCUCACCAGCUCCUAACUAUGCAUGUGCUGCCAGAGCAACCAGGAGAGUCAAUCCGAACUAGAUGGAGCACUGGUGCCCACUGCUUUUUCUGCCAAACUAGCCAAAAUGUGCGACAUGGCAUUUGAGCUGCUACAUGGCACUUGGCAAAGUUAGAAUGGCAGCAAUAGACCCCGCCUGCUUAGAGAUCAAGUUUCUCCCCUGCAGCUGCCUGAGCAGGAAAAUCAGUUUAUAGCAAAUCCAUGCUUUUAGUUGCACUCUUUAGCAUUUUUGAUAAGGCUUCUGAAGCUACCCUGAAGCUGGAUUUACUGUAUUGCUAAACAACAGUCUGAGCAACUGGCUUUGAGGUCUGGACCCCAGACACUUCUCCAAAUGCUUUCCAGCUCUACCAGGAGUAUCUCCAUCCAUAUUUGGUAUUUGUAAGGCUCCAAAUGUUUGCCUUUUUUCUUCUUUAAAUUCCUUUGUAUGCAGGAGGAACAUCCAAAUGGAUUCCUAUCUAUGUCUUCAUCUUAUAGAGGAUCAUCCUUUUAUGAACAUACUGUUCUGGCUUCUGCCACCUUUUGUAGGGAUCUUCAUCCCUAGAGUGGCCAAUGUCCUCCUCUUUUCUCCUACAAGUUAUUUGUGUCACUAGAACAGAAUUGGAAAAAAAUAUCAGAGGAAGCAUCCUUGAACUUAGAAUUUCAAGUCACUUCCUACUCUGCCUAUUCAUUGCAACCACUUGUGGUGUAUGGGACCACCCAGUGCUGCAGGACCCCAUGAGAUGGGCUUCUGUCAGGACAGUGUGUCACAGCCCAAGGCACCUGAAAAUUAGGAAAAUCUAAGCAAUACCAGUCUGUCAAAGCUGAGAUGCUCUAAAGCAGGAAACAUUUAUACAAUAGCCUGUAGGAAUGGCCUUAAGAGGUAGUUGUUCAACUGUUUUUAUGGGGCUUAUGAGAUGAGAUUCCUUCAGCAUAAAAUUUGAUAUAUAUUUGUGGCGUCUGUUUGGCUCACCUGUGUGAUGUCCAAUGAGUCCAUGUAAAGCUCAGGUCUCCCCUAGGGUUUCCAGAACUUGGAAUGGCACCUACAAAACAAACAAACAAUCAAACAAACAAACAAAUAGCAAAAACCCAACCAAACAAAAAACCCCCAAACACUGUAAUAUUAGACAUCAGUGAAGAAAGUUGUGAUGCUACAGAAAAUCACAUCCAUGAGAAAAGUCUCUGGAGUGUCUCUGGCCUCCCGAAAAUAGUUAAGGUUGGGAGUCCUUUCCUUUGGCAUCCUCAGUUUUAAUUUCAAUAGAAAAGGAAUUUCAGAGCCCAAAGAGAUUUUUUUGAGGUGUGAAAAAGGUCCCCAUUCACUUCCACCAAAUCAUCUUCCCUUCCAAGGACCUAAUUCAAGGGGAUGACCCUGUCAGUCCACACUUCCAGAAAAUUUUUCCAGAUAUGGAGUAAUCCUGAAAGAAACACAAAUCUCCCCUGCAUUAGGCUUUCCAGGGUGUCUCUGGUCCACAGUACUUGCUGGGCUCUGUAUUUCACACAUGGAGCCCUGACAAAAGGCACGUCCUUCCCUUAACUGUCCCUUCCCUCCCUGCAGCUCCUCACCCAGUGUCAGCAGCGAGCUGGUGGUGAAUGGAGAGCUUGUUUGCUCAAGGCUGUCUCUGAGUGAGCCGAGCGCUGUUUCCAUGCCAAACCCUGACAUGACGAGCAAUUGGGCUCCUCAGCUAAGGAAGGCAGGUGCUGAGCUAAGCCUCUCUGCUUGGACUGAACGUGCUUUUCCUUCUCCUGAGGGGAGAAGGAAAACAAUAACCUGGCCAGUCCAAAAAGAGCUUCAGCAAGCAGGAGACUAAAUACUCAGAGAAUAGGAAAGUCAGAGCUGGAAAGGCACUUUAUCACUGGAUGCUUUUCCCUCUUUUGUUUGUAAAGCACCUGCCACUCAUAAAUGAGAACCAGGCCCCUGGUGACCAUGUCCUCAGCAUGGGAUUCUUAGCAGAUAAUGAAAACUUUCCCUGUCCUUAUGCUAGUCUGUUAUUCUUUCCCCAGAGGAUCUUUCACUAGAGGAGAGGCCCACAUUGAGCCAUGUCCCUGUUUGUCCCUCCAUGUCCACUGUGCCUUGCAGGACUAGAUGAGUUUGAUAUUGUCCUAGACCUUCCAGCAUCUGCUAGCAUCCACAAACUCCCCUUGAUUUCCCGUGCCUGCCCAUACCUAAGACACAGUUAAUGUGGUGAUUUUACCUGUGGCUUGUUCAGCUGUCAUGUCCCCAGUAUCAAUGUUUUUUUCUCCUCCCCUCAGCUCCAGAUUGCUAACUGAUCCUGCAAGGACACUGCCCCCUGCCCUCUUCCCUGCCUCUGCUAUGGACACUUCUGCUUUUAGCCUCCCCACGCCGGCAGUGUUGGAGGAGGGGAAUGCCUCCAGUAGCUGGGCAGGCUUCACUACCCCCAACAGCUCCUCCACCGACAGCCCUGGUGUAGUUGUCAGCGGUGUCCUCAUCCCUGUGGUCUACCUCAUUGUCUGUGUGGUGGGGCUGGCUGGGAAUUCCCUGGUCAUUUAUGUGGUCCUGCGGCACUCCGUGAGCGAGUCGGUGACCAACGUGUACAUCUUGAACCUGGCCCUGGCCGACGAGCUCUUCAUGCUGGGCCUGCCCUUCCUGGCUGCGCAGAACGCCCUGUCCUACUGGCCAUUUGGUUCUUUCAUGUGCCGCCUGGUGAUGGCCGUGGAUGCCAUCAACCAGUUCACCAGCAUCUUCUGCCUGACGGUGAUGAGCGUUGACCGCUACCUGGCUGUGGUCCACCCAGGGAAGUCUUCCAAAUGGAGGACAGCAAGGGUGGCCAAGGCUGUGAGUGUAACCAUGUGGGUGCUGUCUUCCAUAGUGGUGCUGCCCGUGGUUGUCUUCUCAGAUGUCCCUUUAGGGAUGAGUACAUGCCACAUCCAGUGGCCAGAGCCUGCCUCGGUGUGGAGAGCUGGCUUCAUUGUCUACACUGCUACCCUGGGCUUCUUUGGACCACUCUUGGUGAUUUGCCUCUGCUAUCUCCUGAUUGUUGUGAAGGUUCGCUCCUCUGGCAGGCGGGUGAGGGCUCUGUCCUCCAAGCACAAGCUUUCAGAGCGCAGAGUGACCCGCAUGGUGGUGACUGUGGUGGCUGUCUUCGUCCUCUGCUGGCUUCCCUUCUACGUCCUCAACAUAAUCAAUGUUGUCUGCCCGCUGCCAGAGGAGCCGUCCCUCUUUGGAGUCUACUUCCUCGUGGUGGUGCUGCCGUAUGCCAACAGCUGCGCCAAUCCCAUCAUCUAUGGCUUCCUCUCCUACCGCUUCAAGCAGGGCUUCCGCAGGGCCAUCUUCAGGCCGUCCCGCCGAGUCCAGAGCCAGGAGGUGCCAGCAUGCCCCCCAGAGAAGAUUGAUGAAGAAAGGGAAGAGGGUGAGAUCAGCAAGAUCACCCAAAACGGAAAUGAGAGGCAGGAGCGCCCUCUAAGCAGCGGAGAAGGAAAAAGCAAUGAGCAAAAACCGCUCCCUGAGGAGCCUGCGGGAUGUGAAAAGAGCAACAAAUUGCAUGUCAGUUAUUUAUGAUGAAAGGGAUGGUGCAGGGGAAAGAGACAUCGGGACAUGGGAUCCCCUUCACCUUCUCUGCUUUCAAAGACAAUGGGAGACAUCGAUACAAGGGAAUAAUAAAGUCCAAGAGUAUGCUUAAAGAUUAAUAGGGCUCCAUGAUCUUGUGGAAGAAGCAAGGCAUUGUUCAUGGCUUUGGAAGAGACACCUGAGGUUUGUGUGGUACCAGUGUUACCAGAAAUUGGUAAAAAUAAAACCUCCUUAACACUAAUGUAGCAUUAAGAAGCAGGCAUUCUUUAUUUGGCUGGAUGCACGAGUGAAUAUCCCCUUCCAAAUAUCAUGCAUGCUGAGUACAGAAAAAGCUCCCAUUUAUAUACUAUAUUUUACAUACAUGCUCAUGGAUUUUCCCAGAAUAAACAUACAUAUGAUAUUAAUUUCCCCAAAAUCACUGAUGUAUUUUCCCUCUCCUUUACACAUGUUCUUCUGUCCUGGGAGUCUCGUGGUAGUGGUUGAUGACCCCAAAGUCAAACCUGAACUCCUGGUGAACUGGUAAAAGUUGGCACAACUGGGCCGGUUGUUUUGAGUUCUUCUUCCAACAGAAUAAACAUUGCGCAGUUCCAUAGGCCAGUGGCUUUUGAAGAAUAAGCAUCAUAUUCACCACCAGGAGCAAACCAAGCAACACCAGGUAAAGAGCAGACUGCAUUUAGGGAAAGCUGAAGAGGUGAUGGGCACUGAG
Messenger RNA from Cyanistes caeruleus (blue tit), 4452 nucleotides. The record is from RefSeq and is a predicted model, not a curated record. NCBI's taxonomy places the organism in Eukaryota, Metazoa, Chordata, Aves, Passeriformes, Paridae.